CACUGCUGUCAUUGGGAGAAGCUCUGUUCUGCCGCGCCCCCCUCCCUGGCUGGGGCCCCCGCGCUGAGCUGAGCCGCCUUGCAGAGUUCAGUCGGGCUGGGAGAAAGAGAGAGAGAUACAGAGAGAGAGAGAGAGAGAGAGAGAGAGAGAGAGAGGAAUGCACUGGGAUGCGGAGCGGCAACCACUGUAGGAAACCGACGCAACAACUCGCUCACUAUGGACAGCAAUGAUCCAUAUUUACACCUCAGCAUGUGGCACCCUGCCUCUUUACCUGCAACCGGAGGCAGCCCUAGGAGGGAAAGGGGUUGCGGUCACUACUCGGCAGGGCCAAUGAGUGCAGGCCACGGUCAUCCCCCUUCCAUGGCUGGCAUGGUGGGACAUCCCUCAGUCAUCAGCACCUCCAGGCCCCUACCGUCCCCCAUGUCCACCCUGGGCUCGCCGAUGAACGGCCUGGCAUCACCUUAUCCCGUCAUCACGUCGUCACUGGGAUCACCCUCCGUACCCCUCCAGUCUACUCCCAACAUGAACUUUGGACCAAUCAGCAGUCCACAGAUGAACUCAAUGAACAAUGUUAGCAGUUCGGAGGACAUCAAGCCUCCACCGGGCCUGCAGUCUCUGGGAAACAUCAACUACCAAUGUACGAGCCCGGGGGGGAUGUCAAAGCACAUCUGUGCUAUCUGCGGGGAUCGCUCUUCAGGAAAGCACUAUGGUGUGUACAGCUGCGAAGGCUGCAAAGGCUUUUUCAAGCGCACGGUCCGUAAAGAUCUCACCUACACGUGUCGAGACAACAAAGAGUGCCUGAUAGACAAGCGCCAGCGGAACCGCUGCCAGUACUGCCGCUAUCAGAAGUGCCUGGCCAUGGGCAUGAAGAGAGAAGGUGUGGGCGUGUGUGCAGCCGUGCAGGAAGAGAGGCAGCGCGGGAAGGAGCGCGGCGAGAACGAGGUGGAAUCCACCAGCAGUUUCAACGACGACAUGCCGGUGGAAAAGAUCCUGGAUGCUGAGCUGGCUGUGGAGCCCAAAACGGAGACGUACAGCGACGGCAGCCCCGGAAACUCGACCAACGACCCCGUCACUAAUAUCUGUCAGGCAGCAGACAAGCAGCUCUUCACCUUGGUGGAAUGGGCCAAAAGGAUCCCACACUUCUCUGAGCUCCCUCUGGACGACCAGGUCAUCCUGCUUCGAGCAGGUUGGAAUGAGCUGCUCAUUGCCUCUUUCUCGCAUCGCUCAGUCACAGUUAAAGACGGCAUCCUGUUGGCUACAGGUCUACACGUGCACAGAAGUAGCGCCCACAGUGCAGGAGUGGGAUCCAUCUUCGACAGAGUCCUCACAGAGUUGGUAUCCAAAAUGAAAGACAUGCAGAUGGAUAAGACAGAGCUGGGCUGCCUGCGAGCCAUCGUUCUAUUCAACCCAGAUGCAAAAGGUUUGUCAAACCCAUCAGAGGUGGAGGCGCUAAGAGAAAAAGUCUACGCUUCAUUGGAGUCGUAUACAAAACAGAAGUACCCCGACCAGCCUGGCAGGUUCGCCAAACUGCUCCUGCGCCUGCCAGCUCUGCGCUCCAUCGGUCUCAAGUGUUUGGAGCAUCUGUUCUUCUUUAAACUAAUCGGGGACACGCCCAUUGACACUUUCCUGAUGGAGAUGCUGGAGGCUCCGCAUCAGAUCACAUGACACCAGUCCUCCACUCCCCUUCCCUGUAAAUACCCCCAACUUGUGAGCGAUGUGAAGAUGGAUGGAAAAAAAAGAGACUUGAUCGAAACUGUUAAACUGUUUUCUACCAAGUAAAGCAAUGUGAUUAAAAUAACAGUGAUAUUUUCCAGUUGUUUGGAUGAGUAUCCUAUAUGCACACAGAUUCUGAUAGAUUUGGUAACAGAUUUUGUAAAUAGAUGAUUUGUUGUAUUUGUUUUAAAAGCAUCCCAAUGCAAAUUACAGAGGAAUAAUUUUAUUCUAAGAGAGAGAAGAAAAAAAAACAAACAACAACAAAAAAAACAUUUCAUAAAAGAACACGUUUAAAGCUUCUUACAGAAUAAAGUUAUUUAAAAUGUGAGUAAAAUGUGUUGUUUAUUCUGUAGUUUUUUUUACUCAGAUUCCCGAAUGAAAAGAGAAAAACUGAAUCUGGUUACACCUUUACGUUUCCAGGCUUCGUCCACGAGAGGGCGCCAAUAAAGUGCCUCACAGUAUUUGGGA
Xiphophorus maculatus (southern platyfish) is the source of this 2181-nucleotide messenger RNA. It is a transcript of the gene rxrgb, whose product is annotated as retinoic acid receptor RXR-gamma-B. Gene Ontology annotation, cellular component: RNA polymerase II transcription regulator complex; nucleus. The transcript has 11 exons. The record is from RefSeq and is a predicted model, not a curated record. Lineage: Eukaryota; Metazoa; Chordata; Actinopteri; Cyprinodontiformes; Poeciliidae. The coding region runs from base 217 to 1665 and encodes 482 amino acids. Gene Ontology annotation, molecular function: nuclear receptor activity; nuclear steroid receptor activity; zinc ion binding. Gene Ontology annotation, biological process: retinoic acid receptor signaling pathway; cell differentiation; response to retinoic acid.